AUGAGGCGAGGCGUCUCGUGGGCGGAGGAUUUAACAGAAACGAUUUCAACACCACCACCCGAUGAUGAUGAUGGUGUUAAGAAUGAUUUUGUGAACGAUGAUGUGAAUGAUGAGGAUGAGGAUGAAAAACAUCACCAAAUUCGAGACGAAAACUUUACAUUCGCGAUGACGGUCUCGCAGUUGGAAACCGCCGUUCGAGAUGAAAAUGAUUCGGUACAGAGAAACGUCGAGAGAUUGGCGCGACGGAAAGAGUGCGAGAGAUUGAUGGAGAAUUUGUUCGAGUUCCUGAAGAGAGAGAUUCUUGCCACGAGGAGGAGUACUUCGAGGAGGAGGAGGAGUUCUUCUUCAACAUCUGUAAGACUUUUGCACGCGGAAGUGCACAACUACGCGUCGAACGUAUCGGCGUUUCAAAAGUGCUUAAAGUUAUGGAAGAAGAAAGAGAUGCACAUGGUGAAACAGCUGGAGGAUGGCGAAAACGGGAAGUUGUUCGCGACGAAGACGACGCCGCAGAAGACGGCGGCGUCGCCGCUGAAGAAGCUGUUCGUGACGAGAGCGGAGGAGACGGACGGGUUGUUGAGAGAAGUGGAGGAGAAGUUGGAGAUGUUGAGAGUUUUGUCGUCCGGUACCACGACAGAGAGUAAUCACGAUUUGAUGAAAGGGGAUGUUGAAAACGGCGAAAAAAACGGCGGCGCGACGAUAAACACGAAGCCGCCGCAAAGAAAAUUUACGUUUGCCGCGCGCCAAAAUAUCACCGCGAGGCAGAAACGAACGAAUCAGAAAGUUUUAGUUUGCGUCGUCGGUAUUCUCUUCUUUGCUUUGUUCGUCGCCACUUUCGCGUGGUUGUGGACGAACGAAGCCGAGCCAUGGAUUGAGAAGAGCAUACGAGAAAACAGAGAACAUUUGACGUACGAAGAAAUCGUCUAUCAACCAAUCGACCGCUCGAACAACUUUGAUUCAUGA
Bathycoccus prasinos is the source of this 960-nucleotide messenger RNA. RefSeq lists its product with no specific name. The transcript has a single exon. The coding region runs from base 1 to 960 and encodes 319 amino acids. The record is from RefSeq and is a predicted model, not a curated record. NCBI's taxonomy places the organism in Eukaryota, Viridiplantae, Chlorophyta, Mamiellophyceae, Mamiellales, Bathycoccaceae.